Alternaria alternata is the source of this 738-nucleotide messenger RNA. RefSeq lists its product as hypothetical. Lineage: Eukaryota; Fungi; Ascomycota; Dothideomycetes; Pleosporales; Pleosporaceae. The record is from RefSeq and is a predicted model, not a curated record. The transcript has 3 exons. The annotation marks the transcript as partial.
CAGCGCUGGCGUAUCCAAAAGGAGAUCGCCAAUGACAUUGUCAAGCUGGCACUAUACGACAUCGUUCUAUACAUCGACGACAGUGGUUCCAUGCAGUUUGAAGAGGAAGGCAGCCGUAUCAAAGACUUGCGCCUUAUUCUGGAACGAGUCUCCUUUGCUGCUACGCUCUUUGACAACGACGGAAUCUCAGUCCGGUGCAUGAACACCGACCUCUCUAAUGCUCGUAACCAACAGGGUCGACCUCUCCAAGAUGGCGUCGCCACUGAGGCUCAGAUCGAAGAGAUCAUGCGUGGUGUGAACUUCAAGGGCCUCACGCCCAUGGGCAGCUCUAUGGAGACAAAGGUCAUCAAUGAGAUAGUACUCCAAAAGGCACGAUCCGGACAGAUGCAGAAGCCAGUACUCGUCAUCGCUAUAACUGAUGGACAACCGGCAGGUGAACAGCCGAACAAAAUCUUUGAUGUCAUCAAAGGAACAUACAGACAACUCCAGUCAACGCCCUAUGGCCGUGGCGCUGUCGCCUUUGAGUUCGCCCAGGUUGGAAAUGAUACGACUGCCAGGGCAUUCCUCGGUAAACUCGAUGAGGACCCUGAGGUUGGCCCUAUGGUUGACUGCACAUCCAACUUUGAAAACGAACAGGAAGAGAUGAUGCGUGCCAACCCACCUGUCGAUCUCACACCGGAUCUUUGGAUCAUCAAGCUUCUUCUUGGUGCUAUUGACCGAAGCUACGAUUCCAAGGAC